This is a messenger RNA of Mastomys coucha (southern multimammate mouse), 2801 nucleotides long. It is a transcript of the gene Dus3l, whose product is annotated as dihydrouridine synthase 3 like. Gene Ontology annotation, molecular function: tRNA dihydrouridine synthase activity; RNA binding; flavin adenine dinucleotide binding. The record is from RefSeq and is a predicted model, not a curated record. Gene Ontology annotation, biological process: tRNA processing. The coding region runs from base 846 to 2768 and encodes 640 amino acids. NCBI's taxonomy places the organism in Eukaryota, Metazoa, Chordata, Mammalia, Rodentia, Muridae. The transcript is spliced from 14 exons.
AGGAGGCAGCAGUGGGUUCCUUUGGUCUUCCCUGCCCCUGCUUGGUGCCCACGUCUCCUUAAGUGCAAGCAGGGCCACAGCCACCUGCCUCCCUCACUUCCUGGUGUCAGCUCAAAUCAGGCUGAAUUGCUGUAGCUCCAGGGGAUUACCUGGAUCCCUCAGUUGAGGGAGCCACAGACUCGCCCAAAGGCACUUUGCCAGGUGACUUGGGUGUGGAAACUGCUAGAGGAGAAAGGGGUCGGUGUACUUUCUGUGCUGGGUGGAAUGGUGUGAAUGGAGUGGGUCCAUCCUUGGACGCGGAAGGACUGGGGUCGGGUAGGAGGAGAGACAGGAGGCCCGGAUGGAAUCUGUGCUUGGGACUGGAACAGGGCCUGGCAGACAGUAAACUCUCACUUGCCGCUGAGCUCCUGGUGAGGGGUCAGCACCAUUGUGACAUCACCAUGAAUGCUGCACUGUUUCAGUUAUCUACGGCCAGGCUGUCACGCCUCCUGUGGGAAGCCAGCCCGGGUUGCUUUGCACAGAAGAGGACGAAGUCGCUUUGAGGAAGGGAUCUUGUUCCUGUCAUUGCCCUUUGCAGCCGCUACAAAGGAGCCCCAGCCUUAAAUGCAGUUAUUCCCGUCUUACCCAGUGGAGGCGGUAGAGAGCAAGGGAGCACACAGGGCGCUAUUGAGGUCUAAGGCUAAUUAAUCACUUUCCCUCUCUGGGCCUCGGUUUCCCCUUAUGUUACACAACCAGGAGAGUCUAGUUCGUGCAUUGCGGGACAGCCUGAACUACAAGGCUUCAGAGGACACGAGCGACCCGGAAGACUUUCCUGCCACAUUCCAAAGCCGGUGUGAGGGGCGUCGAUGGCGGAGGCUGCGGAGGCGGCAGCCGAGAGCGGUGGUGGCGGUGACUCCGGGGUUGGCACGUGCGAACGCGGGGUGGCGCCCAUUAAAGCUCAGUACCGCACCACCAAAGAACAGUUCCACGAAUACCUGGAUGGAGACAAGCAGGAGAGUGCAUGCCGGGAAAUGCCCACAGGAGACCCAGCUGAGCCAGGUGCCAAAAGAAUUCGCCUGGAAGAUGCGCAGGAGAAUGGGAAGACAGAGAUGGCAAUUGAGUCCCAUGAAAGGCAGGUGCCCAAGAGGGCCCGUGGCCAAAACAAAAGCCGGCCCCACAUGAAGCCAGCACAGUAUGACAAGGACAGGCUCUGCCCGUCCCUCCUCCAGGAGUCGGCCACUCCAUGUACAUUUGGAGACCGUUGCCGCUUCCUGCAUGAUGUGCAGCGCUACCUGGAGACCAAACCAGCAGACCUGGGCCCCCGCUGUGUGCUCUUCGACACCUUCGGCCGGUGCCCUUUCAGCAUGACCUGUCGCUUUGCUGGAGCACACCUGGGUCCUGAGGGUCAGAACCUGGUGCACGAGGAGUUGGUGGCCCGCUGUGCACAACUCCCUUCUGUGCGAAAUGGCCUAGACAGGGCCCUGCAGCAGCAGCUGCGGAAGCGCCAAGUAUGCUUUGAGCGAGCUGAGCAGGCCCUGUGCCACCUCACCCAGGGCCCUAUGCCCACUAUUGUCCCUGAGACCACUGUGGCCAUGUUGACCCCAAAGCAGAAUAGCUGCCACACCCAGCUAGAUACUGUAGGAGGAGUCGGCACCCCACAAGGCAACCCUGUGCCCACCUGUGGCCCCUUGACAGAUGAGGACGUAAUCCGACUGCGGCCCUGUGAGAAGAAGCGGCUAGACAUCAGUGGAAAGCUGUACCUGGCUCCUUUAACCACGUGUGGAAACCUACCCUUUCGCCGCAUUUGCAAGCGCUUUGGUGCAGAUGUGACCUGUGGUGAGAUGGCCAUGUGCACGAACCUGCUCCAGGGACAGAUGUCUGAGUGGGCUUUGCUCAAGCGUCACCCCUGUGAGGACAUCUUUGGGGUGCAGCUGGAGGGCGCGUUCCCCGACACCAUGACCAAAUGUGCUGAGCUCCUCAACCGCACGAUUGACGUGGACUUCGUGGACAUCAAUGUGGGCUGCCCCAUCGACCUUGUUUAUAAGAAGGGUGGUGGCUGUGCACUUAUGAAUCGCUCCGCCAAGUUCCAGCAGAUCGUGCGGGGCGUUAAUGAGGUGUUGGACGUGCCAUUGACCGUGAAGAUGCGCACAGGUGUCCAGGAGCGUGUGAGCCUGGCACACCGACUGCUGCCUGAACUGAGGGAUUGGGGUGUCGCACUGGUCACGCUCCAUGGCCGCUCCCGGGAACAGCGCUACACCAGACUGGCCGAUUGGCUCUACAUAGAACAGUGUGCCAAGGUGGCCAGCCCCAUGCCCCUGUUUGGAAAUGGGGACAUCCUUUCAUUUGAGGAUGCCAACUGUGCCAUGCAGACAGGUGUUGCGGGGAUCAUGGUUGCCCGUGGUGCCUUGCUCAAGCCCUGGCUGUUCACGGAGAUCAAAGAACAGAGGCACUGGGACAUCUCGUCCUCUGAGCGCCUGGACAUCCUGAGGGACUUCACACACUACGGCCUAGAGCACUGGGGCUCUGACACACAGGGUGUGGAGCGGACCCGUCGCUUCCUUCUCGAGUGGCUCUCCUUCCUUUGCAGGUAUGUGCCUGUGGGCCUGCUCGAGCGACUUCCACAGAGGAUCAAUGAGAGGCCACCUUAUUACUUAGGCCGUGACUACCUGGAGACACUCAUGGCCAGCCAGCAGGCUGCAGACUGGAUUCGCAUCAGUGAGAUGCUGCUUGGACCAGUACCUCCUGGCUUUGUCUUCCUGCCUAAGCACAAAGCCAAUGCCUACAAGUAGCCAAUAGAGACAAUAAAUUUUAUUCUUCUAUAA